Molecule: messenger RNA, 2070 nt
Organism: Nerophis ophidion (straightnose pipefish)
Lineage: Eukaryota; Metazoa; Chordata; Actinopteri; Syngnathiformes; Syngnathidae
Gene: a1cf
Product: apobec1 complementation factor
Exons: 13
Coding region: 197-1846 (549 amino acids)
Cellular component (GO): nucleus
Molecular function (GO): mRNA binding
Source: RefSeq, a predicted model, not a curated record
UUGAUAUGAUGGCCUCACACACACACACACACACACACACACACACACACACACACACACACACACACACACACACACACACACACACACACACACGGUCAGAAUGACACAGGUGUGAGUGGAGGAGGUUGAUCUCUAAAAUUGCUCAGCGAGCGCGGCUAAUUAGCUUGAUUUGCUAAGCUGUCAAUCAAAGCCAAUGGAAACCAAUCAGAGCGCAGGAGGGGACGAACUGGCGGGCAUGCCAAAGGAGGCGGGGCUAAGGGCGCUGGUGCAGCGGACGGGAUACCGUCUGCAGCAGGAGAACGGUCAGCGGCGCUAUGGCGGCCCCCCGCCCGGCUGGGAUGCCCCGCCCCCCGAGAGAGGAAGUGAGAUCUUCGUGGGAAAACUACCGCGAGAUCUGUUCGAGGACGAGCUGGUGCCGCUUUGCGAGAAGUUCGGGAAGAUCUACGAGGUGAGGAUGAUGAUGGACUUCAACGGGAACAACCGCGGCUACGCCUUCGUCACCUUCGCCAGCAAACAGGAAGCCAGGGCGGCCAUGAAGCAGCUCAACAACUACGAGAUCAGGAACGGCCGGCUCCUGGGCGUGUGCGCCAGCGUGGACAACUGCCGUCUCUUCGUGGGCGGCAUCCCCAAAGGCAAGAAGCGCGAGGAGAUCCUGGUGGAGAUGAGGAAGGUGACGGACGGCGUGGUGGACGUCAUCGUGUAUCCCAGCGCCGCCGACAAGUCCAAAAACCGCGGGUUCGCUUUCGUGGAGUACGAGAGUCACCGGGCGGCCGCCAUGGCUCGCCGCAAACUGUUGCCAGGUCGCAUCCAGCUGUGGGGUCACGCCAUCGCCGUGGACUGGGCGGAGCCUGAGGUGGAGGUGGACGAGGACACCAUGGCGACAGUGAAGAUCCUCUACGUGAGGAACUUGAUGCUGCAGACCAGCGAGGAGAGCAUCCAGAAGGAGUUCAACGCCGUCAAAGCAGGCGCGGUGGAGCGGGUCAAGAAGAUCCGCGACUACGCCUUCAUCCACUUCACGCACCGCCAGGACGCCAUCGACGCCAUGGCCGCCCUCAACGGCAAGGUUGUGGACGGCUCUCCCAUCCAGGUGACGCUGGCCAAGCCGGUGGACAAGGACAACUACGUGCGCUACACGCGAGGAACGGGAGGACGAGGAAGCUCACUGCUGCAGGCCGACUAUGCCGCCUACACCUUGGGCCAGGUGUACGACCCCACCGUGGCCUACCUCGGUGCGCCCGUCUUUUACGCGCCGCAGGCUUACGCCGCCGUCCCUGGCCAGUUCCGCUUCCCGGCGGCUAAAGGUCCCGUCGUAGGACGCGGUCUGCUCAGGACGCCCUCCGUGCGAGAAGUUUACAUGACUGUACCUGUAGGGGCCGCUGGGGUGCGGGGGCUGGGUGGGCGGGGCUACCUUAGCUACGCUGCGGCCCGCGAGGGAGGAGCCUCCUUCGGGGCGAAGGCAGACAAGCCAGCGGAGGAGAAGCUCUACGACCUUCUGCCCGGGAUGGAGCUGACCCCCAUCGCCCCAGCCACCAUGAGCAUCAAGGUGGGCGCCAUUAAGCCGGCGCCGCAGGUUCUGGAGGAAGUGUGCCAGAAGAACAACUGGGGUCAGCCCGUGUACCAGCUGCACUCGGCCAUGGCGCCAGACCAGCGGCCGCUCUUCCUCUACAAGAUCAGCAUCCCGGCGCUCGCCAGCACGCCCCCCUUCACGCCUGCCAAGCUGAGCGCCGCCGUGGACGAGGCUAAGGUGCACGCCGCCGAGCACGCGCUGCACACCUUGGGCCUGCAGGUGGAGGGCGCCGCCGAGGCCGUGGCCGUGGCCGCAGUCGCCUUCCCAGGUACGUGAAGGUUACGCUCUGGGGAGCUCGGCGCCGCCCGCCUCCCAGCUGAAGUCUCUGGGCCAAGACGUGCCGGCCUACGCCGCCUACGAGGGCUACCCCGCCUUCGCCAUGGCAACGCAGCGACACAGCGACGGAUACGGUGUCUUCUAAGGCUUUUAUUUUGAAGGGGGUCAUCCUUCUUUGGCGUUGAGGAUGUUUCAUUCAGUAUUAAAAUCUUUUUACAAACAAA